Neopelma chrysocephalum (saffron-crested tyrant-manakin) is the source of this 1105-nucleotide messenger RNA. Its product is annotated as glycosyltransferase family 92 protein F13G3.3-like. NCBI's taxonomy places the organism in Eukaryota, Metazoa, Chordata, Aves, Passeriformes, Pipridae. The transcript is spliced from 2 exons. The record is from RefSeq and is a predicted model, not a curated record. The annotation marks the transcript as partial.
UUGGAACCUGAAAACUGUGAUCCAACGCAUGUAUCAAUUCAUCCGUUUGCACAUGGAAAUAUUGACCAGCUGCCAAGGUUUGAAAUUAAAAACCGCAAGCCUGAGCCCUUUCCUGUUGACUUCACUGUGUGCAUCUCUGCCAUGUUUGGAAACUACAACAAUGUCUUGCAGUUCAUACAGAGUCUGGAAAUGUACAAGAUUCUUGGAGCGCAGAAAGUGGUGAUCUAUAAGAACAACUGCAGCCAUCUGAUGGAGAAAGUCUUGAAGUUUUAUAUAGAAGAAGGAACUGUAGAGAUAAUUCCCUGGCCAAUAAACUCACACCUCAAGGUUUCCUCUAAAUGGCACUUUUCUAUGGAUGCAAAAGACAUUGGCUACUAUGGACAAAUCACAGCUCUAAAUGACUGUAUAUACCGUAACAUGCAAAGGAGCAAGUUUGUGGUUCUUAAUGAUGCUGAUGAAAUAAUUCUUCCUCUUAAGCAUCCAAACUGGAAAACAAUGAUGAGCAGCCUUCAGGAACAAAAUCCAGGGACUGGCAUUUUCCUCUUCGAGAACCAUAUCUUCCCAGAAACCAUCUCUACUCACAUGUUCAACAUCUCGUCCUGGAAUACUGUGCCAGGUGUUAACAUAUUACAGCAUGUUCACAGAGAGCCUGACAGGAAAGAUGUUUUCAAUCCCAGGAAGAUGAUAGUUGAUCCACAAAAGGUGAUUCAGACUUCUGUCCACUCUGUCCUACAUGCCUAUGGGGACAGUGUGAAUGUUCCCAUGGAUGUUGCCCUCAUUUAUCACUGUCGGAAGCCCCUUCAAAGAGACCUCCCCAGAGAAUCCCUUGUCAGGGAUACAGCCUUGUGGAGAUACAACUCAUCAUUAAUCAUGAAUGUUAACAAGGUGCUAUCUCAAACCAUAUUGAAAUUGGUGUGAUGUAGCUCUUAUCAAGGAUACAUCCCCUUGGAGAUACACAUCUUUGGGUUUGAAAGUGAACUGUGUUGGCUAUGCUACAAUUUGAAGUGUAAUAAUGAAAUGUAAAGGUGUUGCCAUAUGCAUUUAAUGCUACCUUCUCCCCAGCAAGAAAUGCAUUGUAUGUUUAAAUUCUCUAAUAUUCACAGGG